Messenger RNA from Toxotes jaculatrix (banded archerfish), 6453 nucleotides. RefSeq names its product terminal nucleotidyltransferase 5C (gene tent5c). Gene Ontology annotation, molecular function: RNA binding; poly(A) RNA polymerase activity. NCBI's taxonomy places the organism in Eukaryota, Metazoa, Chordata, Actinopteri, Toxotidae. Bases 769 to 1920 code for a protein of 383 amino acids. The record is from RefSeq and is a predicted model, not a curated record. The transcript is spliced from 2 exons. Gene Ontology annotation, biological process: mRNA stabilization.
GAUUUUUGUCCAUCGUUUAGCUAUUUCUGUCAAGGAAUCGGCAUCAGGAAACCGUGCUUUGACUUCGUAGCGAGGAAAGUAACGCCAGGUCAGACAAGCUAGAUUAAAAAAAAAGAAAAAGUUUACCCAAGCCGGAGCCAUGAUUCAAAGUCUUGACAACAGUUACGGUAUUUUAACGUACCGCUUGGAUUCUUUAAACUUGCUUUUAAACAUAUGUUGGCUUAUUUAACUGAAUUUACAGAGGGAUUCGUCGCCAUAUGGAUGGAUUGAUUGAGUCAAACUUAACGUUAUAUAACUAGCGAAAUGGAAACAUUGGUUAGUUUUAAAGCCCUGUCUGUUUUUAAAAAAAAAAAAAAAAAAAACAAAUAAGGUUACUACCGAGUAAGUUUUGAGGUAACAGCAAAUGUGCUCGUCGCGGGCAAAUCGAUAAGUCAGCUGGAGAAAAUAAUUCCUGCUGCUUUUUUGGUGAGACGUGUGUUAGCUGUCGUGUUGUUAAAGUUAAUGUCGGUUGUGGCUCUUUUGUGUAGGAAAACGCCGGCUUCGGUGCACUUGAAGCUGGCGUCGUGUUUGUGUCUCAGCGCUUCUGGAAUAAAAGCCAGGCUCGCGCAGUGAGCCUGUUCUAGAAGCCUCACGCGCUCUGCCCUUUUCUGUGAGUGUUACGGAGAGCGAGCAGGUUGCCUCGUGCUCGCAUUCUGCCCCGCUCGUGCUGAAUGGGGGUCCUGAUGCUGCUGCUGUUUCCACGAGAGUUAAUCUAAUUCUUGUGAGAAGAUGGACAUCAGGGAGGAACCAAAGAAUUGUUCUGUCAGUGUCCUGACCUGGGAGCAGGUGAGUCGGCUGAAUGAAGUCCUGACAGAGGUCGUGCCUGUUCAUGGAAGAGGGAACUUCCCUACCUUAGAGGUACGGCUGAAAGACAUUGUGGCAUGGGUCAGGGCCCACCUGGAGCUGAGUGGCAUCAGAGUAAAGGACAUACGGCUCAAUGGCUCCACAGCAAGCCAUGUGCUGGUGCAGGAUAUUGGCUGGAGCUACAAGGAUCUGGACAUCAUCUUCAGGGUGGACCUGCCACACGAGGAAGAGUUCAGGCUCAUUAAGGACGUUGUGCUGGGUACCUUGCUGGACUUUCUGCCUGAGGGUGUGAACAAAGAGAAAAUUACACCCAUGACUCUCAAAGAGGCCUACGUGCAGAAGCUGGUCAAGGUCAACACAGAGCAGGACCGCUGGAGCCUCAUCUCCCUUUCCAACAACAAUGGCCGCAAUGUGGAGCUGAAGUUUGUGGACUCAAUACGCCGGCAGUUUGAGUUCAGCGUGGACUCCUUUCAGAUUGUGCUGGACUCCGUGCUCGCCUACUACGAACUAGCAGAGACCCCCAUGUCACAGACCGUUCACCCUACUGUGCAUGGGGAGAGCAUGUACGGGGACUUCAACGUGGCACUGAGCCACCUACGGAACAAGCUCAUCGCCACCAAGCGGCCUGAGGAGAUCCGAGGCGGCGGCCUGCUGAAAUACUGCAAUCUGCUGGUGCGGGACUUUCGGCCUGCCAGCAAGGAGGAGUUCAAAGGCCUGGAGCGGUACAUGUGUUCACGCUUCUUCAUUGACUUCCCUGACAUCGGUGAGCAGCAGCGUAAGGUCGAGGCCUACCUCCAGAGCCACUUUAUUGGUGAGGAGAAGAGCAAGUACGACUACCUCAUGACCCUGCGGCAAGUGGUCAACGAGAGCACGGUGUGCCUCAUGGGCCACGAGCGGCGGCAGACCCUCCACCUCAUCUCGCUGAUGGCCUUCCGAGUGCUGGCGGAGCAGAACGCCAUCCCAGAUGCAUCUUGCGUCACCUGCUACUAUCAGCCGGCGCCUUAUGUCCGAGACCACAACUUCAGCAACUACUAUGUGGCUAACCAGAACAUUCCAACAUGGCUGCCAUGUAACUGACAAAACAAACAAGUGGAGGGAUGUACAAGAGAGCACUGCCACCGCUGCUGCUUUUGAGAACAGAGAAGGAAUUUAAAAAAAAGAUAACAAAAAAAUGUAAAAAUUAGAGGCAAUAAAUGCUAAGUUCCUCUCAAGGCACAAUGAUAUUUAAGUGGACAAGUGUUUUGCUUUGUUUUCUUGCAAUCCUUUCUCAUUCCUUACAUACAGAGGUGUUGAGGUCAUUGAAUAGAAAGUGAUAUUUUUAAGUGUUAUUUAGAUUUUUUUCCCCAUCAUGUUUGGUUGUCUCCCUGUUUACCAACCUUAUUCUUAAUGGAGUUGUGUUUUGUGCCUUAACCUCCAGAUUUACCCCCCAGUAAUUUAUGUAUGGGCUUGUUUUUGAAGAAAGGGAAUAAGAAAAAGUUAUAGCCCUAAAUUUGGUUUUCUCUUGUGAUUAAAAAAAAAAAAAUGUGAAAAGGCUGAAAAAAAAAAACAAAAAAAUUUGAAAAUGUGUUAUUGGGGAAAUGGUAAUAUAAAAGGUUUUGGCUUAGUUCAAAAAAAAAAAAAAAAAAGCGGAGCACUAGAGUAAAAUGUUUAGGUCACUGGGGAGGGAAGAAAGGUGGUACAUUAACUUUUGGUCACAUCAGAAAUGAAGCGAGAGGAAUCUGUUUGUUUUAAUUCAUCCUUGUAAAUAUCUCUCACAGGCAUUGGUGCCCUCCCUGAUACGCCGGCAGUGCCCGUGAUUUGUAAACAAUGCAAGAGAAAGUGUGUGUAUUUUUAUUUUCCACUGUGAAUUUCAGUAUAGGAGGACCCCCCUCCCCCCCCCCCCCCCCCUUUAUCCAGUUCACUCAGCCCUGUACUUUUCAGUCGAGACCGGCUUUGAGUGGAAAACUACAGGGGGACAGUUCAGGCCUCAGAUAGAUGGGCUCCUGGUGUGUCUGAGGACUUUAUUAUCCCCUAAUUUUAAGUCACUUUAAGAGCCUCGCCAGUGACCUCCAGAUGUCACAGUCCUCUGGCUUUUCUGGGGUGGGGAGGGCCGCUGACAGGUCAGAGUGAACAUGGGCCUGUUGAGAGAAUGCGGCUGGCCUCUUUGCCCAGAGCGAGAGCUGGCUGGGAGUCCUGGAGUGACAGGCUGACUGGCUGUCCCUUCCCUUAAAAGGAGCAGCACAUGGUGGGCCCCCAGGGUCGUCCCUCACAACCAUUGCAGGCUCUAGAGCAGCCCUGAAAUGGGAUCCUCCUCUGAUGCAGCUCAGCGACUGGCUCUCCAGCUACAGGCCGUCUAUAAUUAUCCUCUUUCUUUUUUUUCCCGGGGGAGGUACCUUCAGAGCAGGGAACCAGGGAUGGGUGUGCAAGCAGCAGCAAGUCGCCCCGCCACCUUACAUGUGUGGGAGCUGAAUCACUUCCUGUCCUCUCCUUUCUGGCAGCUGCUGGGACCACGCAGUGUUUGAACCCCUUUUGUGGUCAUGGGAGGACACAGAGUUUGACUGGUAUGUUAAGAGAAACGCCAGCAUGUCUGCUAGAGGGAUACUACUCCCAUUUCGGACUAGGAUUUUGAUUUAUCAUGGAAACUGCAACUGACUUGAGCCACGAGGUGCCCCCCUACCCCCACCCCUCCCCCCUACCAUGUACCCCCGCACUAUAUAAAUUUCUAUUUCUAGCCAAGCCUAUUAUUAGCUGUGAAUUUUGAACAUUUGCGGUGUGGCAUUACGAGCAGAUGGGCUAAGCUGUGACUUAAACCUGUCGUCUCUCCCCUUCCCUCUCCUGACAUCAUAGCAUCCAGGUCUGAGAGGAGAGAAGUUGUUUGUUUGUUGCUUAUUUACUUCUUAUGUAAGUGGCAGCUGCUAUCUGUCAACCCCCCCCGGGUUCUUCAGAAGCCCUCACAUAUUCCUGCUCUCUGCUUUUCUGCUUCUCGUCUCACUGUGGCUCAUGUUUGUACCAGAUAACCAGGAGCGUCUCUUAUCUGGCCGGCUCACAGCUCGUGGCUGGUUGGAGCGUAGUCGGAGGAAGGUCAGCCCGGCCUCUUCCGCAGGUCACACCCGGGGGGUCAGGGCAUGAUGUGCUGGCUCAGCUGCUGAGCUUUGGUAUGGGACCUGCCACAGCCUUUUUAACAACAAGUUGAGGUGCCACACACUUUUUCACUCUGGACCAAAGUCUGCUUUACAACCAGCAACUGAAGCAAUCAAGUGCCUUUCACUUUUUGGAGAGUGAUGUAGCGUUUUAAAGGUUUUUUUUUUUAAUGGUGAUUGAAAAGGAAAGAAAAGGGUUGGGGAUUUUUUUUUUCUUUUCAGACCCUGUGAAACUUAAUUAUGAUAUGAGACUGUCAUCACUGUAUUAGAUACUAGUUUAUGGGAAAAUGCAAAUGGUUUGGGGGCAAAAUAACUUUGGUUUGAAUUCAAAGUUAGAUUUUUCGUUUGUUUUUUUUUCCUUUCUUUUUUUUUUUUGUCUCAGACCCAGACCUCACCUUGUGUCUAGUCAUUCCUGUCAGUCUUCUCAGCCAUUUUGUUUUACUCCCAUCUUUGUCUUUUCCUACAAGUUCAGGCCUUGCUGUCUCCGGCAGCCAUGUUGACUUCAGUCUCACAUCAGUGCCUUUUGAAAUUUAACUAUUGAUUCUUUCUGAUUGUCUGAUCAGCUGUUAUACAUUUACAACAUUAAUUUAAUGGACCGCCAAGCGUUGCAGCUCCGCCUGCUCCGAUGGAACCAGGCUAAAUUUGUUCUGCUGACAGCUCUGUCCCCAUUCACACCAAAGCAAUACCUGAAGUGCACUGACGAGCCAUACAGUGGCACAGUAGCUGGAGGUCACCCAGCAGAGACCCCAUACUAACAGAAGCACUUUAAAGAGGCCUUGUUUUACUCCAAACCCAGCCACCUGAGAGGAAUGUAAAUAAGCUAACGUUGUCAAUUGCUGAGGGAGUUGAGCUGGUUCUCAGGGACAUACUGUGCUUUUCAGGGCUUUGUUUUGUCCCUUUUUUUUUUCGGGAACGUGAAUCGGUUUAAUCUCCCCCUGACAUUGAGACAUCACCUCCUAGUACUCGCCUUCAUCUUGUGUCUUUUGUUCUCUCUGUGUUACUUGUAACUCUGACUCUCCUCUUUUUACCCAGACUGUAGGUUCUUGUUAGGGUAGGUCACACCUGAAGGUGGAGGGAGCCAGCAGACUUGAGCUUGCUGAAGCCUGACAACAGCGCUGGGUUUUAUCUGUGCAUCCAUAUGCUCUGAAACCUUAUCAUCACUCAGUGGGUAGUCCCAUCCUUGUUUAGUGCUAGCAGCUGGAUGUAACACUGUACUCCUUAGCCUAAGUUGAUCUCAGUCUUGUUUGGAAGCCAGAGAAAGAGCGAUUUAGUGAUAAAAUCCCUUUUAUGGAACGGCACCCCAGAAUCUCUGACUCUUUCCCCAGUUUAAUUAUCUUCUCUGAGUGAUGAUCGAUUCGUUUAUCAGCGUUCGGAGCCUCAUUCAAAGCCAGAUGCCCGGUUAAGCUUCAGCUCACUGCUGCACUUGGCGAGGACGAGUCUCUUCUUAGGCCUCUUGUUCAGGUCGCGAGCGAGGUCAAAGAAAACGCAGCAAACAGAAACUCGUGUUUCUUGACAGUCAGUAGUGAACGUGGCCUGGAAUGUAAAUCUGGGUUUUUUUUUGUGUGUCCACCUUAACUUCACACGUUUACGGUUAUGUUUUUUUUUUUCCCUGACGACUGAAAAAUGUGUUCCUGUUAAUCAAAGCUUUACCUUCCCUGCUACGUGAGAGCGGGACGCCGCAGGGCUCAGACUAAAUCACAUCCUUCGUCAGGGAUGACAUAUGUAUGUCAGUGUACAAAGAUUUUGUGAAGUACAAUGUGGAAAAAAAAAAGGAUGAAGUGUAUUUUGCUUUUUUUUUCAUUAUUAAUUUUCUGACCCCCACUUUUUUUUUUUCUGCUGUAAACUUGUCAGUGUUAUUAGUCCUGUUGCUUUUCAGUCACCUCGCCUUUGGUAGCCCCACUCGUUUGGGCCUUUGUUUAUUGGUACAGCGUGUGUGUGUGUGUGUGUUUGUUUUUUUGUUCUUCUCCUUUAUGACACCUGUAGAUGUGUUCUUAGCUGGCAGGGGUGCAGAGAAAGCUGUGGAUUAGAUAUUUAGUGGUUAACUCUUGUCUGAUGUUCAAGUCUUAAACCAUGGAAAUGUGAUGGAGGCCCUCUGGAAGCUCUCCUACAGUUUCUGUAUCAAGAGUUGUGAAGUCUUUUUUUUUGCAGCAGCAGAUUUUGUGUUUACGUUAUUGUGUGGAGGUGUGUGUGUGUGUGUGUGUGCUUGUUUGCAUGUGUGUAUGGGAUGCCUGUGGAUAUACAAGUUUAAAAAGUGGGGAAAAAAUGAAAUUCGUGGCACUAUAAUUUUUUUUUUUUUUUUUUUGAAAUAGUUAAUGCAAAAGAGCUUUUUUUGUCAGCUUUGUGAUUGUGACAGUGACUUUGAUGGUUACAUCCAUUAUACUAUUUCAUUUUUCAGCACUUUUACCUCACUUGAGUUUUUCCUUUGAAUGGAAAUGUACAUAAGGAAAAUGUGUUUGAAGAGGAAAUAUUGAAUAAAGAGUAUUAAAUGCAA